Messenger RNA from Tremella mesenterica DSM 1558, 1278 nucleotides. RefSeq lists its product as uncharacterized. The record is from RefSeq and is a predicted model, not a curated record. NCBI's taxonomy places the organism in Eukaryota, Fungi, Basidiomycota, Tremellomycetes, Tremellales, Tremellaceae. The coding region runs from base 1 to 1278 and encodes 425 amino acids. The transcript has 7 exons.
AUGGCAUCGGACAAUCUUCUGGAAUACACCAGGGGUAAAUCCCUAUCAAAAGAUACCAGUAUUUCAAAUUCCCCUACCUCCCCCAACUUACAGUCGCUCCUCAUCUUAUCCAACGGGCGAAUCAAGGGAAUACCGAGACGUCUAUCCGUAAUGUCAUCACGGUAUGCCUCAAUCACCCUCACUCCCGAGAGGAAGAGGGAGACUACGACUGGCUCUGGGAAAACCCAUUGGACCGGAUUGAUCCUCGACCGGCUUCUCCAUCAAGAACAUUCCACCUCGGCACUCGGUCUUGUUGAUCCCGUCCUUGUUCAAGGAGAUGGACAGCUGGGAGGAAACGUAAAGUAUGGACUUACACUUGGACAUUUGGUUCAAGCAGGAUCUAAAGUCCUUGAAAUGUUUGGUAAUGCCACCACGGAACGUAAUAUCAAUUCUUCUAGGUUUAUAAAGCUUAUCGAGGUAACCUUCGCCGUCCCCACCAUUCAACCAGACCUUGAUUCGGAACCCAUUACCCCCAAACCUUAUCGUGUCCAAUAUCAAGCCUUCGGAUUCCAACUCGGUCAACUCCUCUCUAACACCAACCCCAAUCUAGGGUUUCACGCAUUGGUAAAUCUACCACAGAUGAUAAAAGUUCAUUUCGGACAUUUAGGGAUUCAUACCGCCAGAGCAUUCGUCAAUCUCGCGACCGUACCCAAGCCCAACAAUUGUUUUUUUGGAAACACUUUGAAAUGGAUUGAUGAUGCUGUCAAAUCUUUGUCAGAAAUCCGUACCAGCGUCAAAGGAGGCGGUCCUAAAUGGUAUAAAAAUAGGGGAUUCCCAUUGGAUUUCCCAAUUGCUUUUUUCUUACGUGUCAAACGGGUUCUUUCACCUUUGGAUAUUGUAUCUUUCUCAACCACCACCGGCGACACAUUUUCACACGGUAUAGAUGAUGUCUCAUUUGGAUCUCAGGAUUAUCUCGGUUUAGCUCUUUCAUCAUUUUCCAAUAAUAACACCGACGAGCUCACUCACGACACUCACAACACCGACGAGCUCACUCACGACACUCACAACACCGACGAGCUCACUCACGACACUCACAACACCGACGAGCUCACUCACGACACUCACAACACUCACGACACGACACUCACAACACUCACAACGAACGAAUCCGUCAACCUCGCCGCGGAAGAACGAGCGAUAGGUUCGAGUUUGUCAAUGGAGCAAUGGGUAAAGUCGAAUUUUGAUAUGGACGAUUUGGAUUGGUUGAUUGAUGGUUGUGGACAUGUUUGGGAGAUGUGA